Messenger RNA from Rotaria sp. Silwood2, 450 nucleotides. NCBI's taxonomy places the organism in Eukaryota, Metazoa, Rotifera, Eurotatoria, Philodinida, Philodinidae. The record is from the annotation of a GenBank genome assembly.
AUGAAUGAAAUCCCAGCUGAUCCAACUGUUGUAUUCGAUAAAGCUCCAGUCGAUUUAACUGUUGUAUUCAAUAAAGCUCCGGUCGGUAAAGCUGAAGUCGAUGAAGCUGAAGUCGACGGAGCUGAAGUCGAUGGAGCUGAAGUCGACGGAGCUGAAGUCGACGGAGCUGAAGUCGAUGGAGCUGAAGUCGACGGAGCUGAAGUCGACGGAGCUGAAGCCGAUGGAGCUGAAGUCGACGGAGCUGAAGUCGAUGGAGCUGAAGUCAAUGGAGCUGAAGUCAAUGGAGCUGAAGUCGAUGGAGCUGAAGUCAAUGGAGCUGAAGUCGAUGGAGCUGAAGCCGGUAAAGCUGAAGUCGAUGGAGCUGCAGUCAAUGGAGCUGAAGUCGACGGAGCUGAAGUCGACGGAGCUGAAGUCAAUGGAGCUGAAGUUGGCAAAGGUACUGGUGUUUGA